AUGGCGACCCAGAUCGACCUUCCACCUGAACUACUCGAGGCUAUCGUUUGCAAGCUGGACAGUGCGGUCGAUAUGGCGUCAUGCGCUCUCGUUUGCCGAGCUUUCGUCGUACCUAGCCAACGCCAGCUGUAUCGCAAAAUAAUGCUAACUUUCGCCUUCCUUACGUGGCGUCCUGUGCCGAACCUUGAGCGUCGCCUGGCACUGUUGCAACGGUUUCCGCACAUUGGGACGUAUAUACGUGAUCUCAGCAUCGAUAUCCCAGCGUCGGCGGAAGGACAGCAGGCGAUGGGCAACCUACUCGACUGCAUCUUCCGCGGGCCCGGGCCUUGCAUCGUCGAACGGCUCGCAGUGGAUUUCCAUGGAUCACAAUGGGAUAAACUCAGCCCAGUCAUUGUCAAUGCAUUCAGCAAUGUUUUUUCAUCCUCUUCAUCGGUGCAAAGGUGCCAUAUUCUCCGGGUGGCCGCACUCCCGCGCGACAUCGUUCUGCAGAUUGCCCAUAGCGUUAAGCUCUUGUCCUUGAUCCACAUUACUGGAAUUUUAUCCCCUGACGACACAUUUGCGCAAACCAACGACCUACUAGUAUGGCAGCACUCGCUGUUGGAAGAACUGAUGAUUCCAGCUGGACUUACUAGCACCGCAAUUUCCCGAUCCUAUCGAUUCCUCUUCGACCUGCCGCACCUCACUCGUCUGUCAACACCUCUUUCUGCAUUCCGUGUCGGCCUUGCUGGUACAGGCUUUUCGGGCCUAUUGCAUCGACUACAGACUCUCACACUUGACUGUGUUGCAUUGAUAGAGUCAUUAGAUCUCCCUAUGCUCCCAGAACUCACCUGCCUGACUUUGGCUUUUGUUCGAGGUACUACUAGUACUGCCGACGAACAGUACACAUUGCCAGAAUAUAUUGUCAGUGCCCUCGGGGGACUCCCUACCCCAAAGCUUAAACGCCUCACACUCCGUGUUCUUGUGCCAGCGUCUUUUGCGUUUGAUGUUCGGACCCCGAGACCGGACUGGUGCUCGCCGCCAGAACUCAAGAUCUGCGCAGUGCACGACGGGCAAUACACGGCGGUCAAUAUCCACAUGAUCGAGUGUAUUCUAGGCUAUAUAGACCCGUUUGCGGUCUGCGACGACUCACCGGGGUCUCAUUUCGCGCAUGUCUUCGACGGUUUUAUGACAUUUAUGACAGAAGCUUUGACGGGUGCUUUCCCUGGGAUGGCGACAGAGAAAUUAUCAUUUGGGAAACGGAAAGCACAAGACAGGGUGAACUACAUGGACCAUCUUCCCUGA
Messenger RNA from Mycena indigotica, 1281 nucleotides. Its product is annotated as Membrane transporter. The record is from RefSeq and is a predicted model, not a curated record. The transcript has a single exon. Gene Ontology annotation, molecular function: protein binding. Bases 1 to 1281 code for a protein of 426 amino acids. Lineage: Eukaryota; Fungi; Basidiomycota; Agaricomycetes; Agaricales; Mycenaceae.